AUGAAGCUCUCACUGAAACUUCAAGACCAAUCUCAACCCCACAACCACCAAAAACAACCACAAACUCACCCUCUUCUCCUCCGUGCCAAAAUCCCCAUUUCCAUUUUCAACCUUCCUUUCCUUUCUUGCUUCUCCACUACCACCCACCACCCUUCUGAUCUCUCCCUUGCUCUUGCCACCAACUUCUCUUCUGGCCCCACCCUUAAACUCUCCUACUCCACUGCCUCCCCCACCGCAACCACCACUACCCCUCCUUUAACUCUCACCCUCAAAUCUGGAAUUGGGGUUUUUGGGUCUCCCAAGAACUCACCUUUAGUCAUUUCUGCUAACUUUUCCUUUUCCCCUCUUCAACCCAAUCAAAAUCCCACUUUUACCCUUCUCUUCAAACCCCAAUUGGGUUCUUUUUCACUUCGUAAAAGCACUACUUCUGACCCGGAUUCUAAUUCUAGUGUUGUGGGCAAGCAGAAUGGUGAUGGGAAUUCAUUUGGGUUUGUUCCUUUGGAGAGGCCAUCUAGUUUUAAGGACUUCUCAGUGGAGGAUUAUGCUAAAGAUUCUGUCUUUAAGGGGAUUGCUGUGAUGGCUAAAACAGAAAUGCCUUUGACGAAAAGUGUGACGAUGGAUUGUCGUUGGGGUGUGAAUUUCCCUAAGGAUUUGGGGAACAGGAUGCCGUUUUUAAGUGUGAAUAAGAUUGGGAUUAAGAGAGUUGAUGAAGUUAAGGAGGUGAAGGAGAAGAAGGACGAGAAUUUAGGCGAAACGGAGCUGUUGAAAGGUAUGUGUUUUUGGAUGAAAAAGGAGCUGGAGAUGCUGCAGAGAGAGAAUAGAGAGAUGAAACAUAGGUUUGAGGAAACUACGAUGGGGACUGCGGUUAGGCAUGGUGCUGGUGAGAGAGAGUUUGUAGGUGUGCAGGUGGUUGAGAAUUCGAAUUCAGGGGGAUUUGAGGAGUGGAGGAAUAGGAGGAAGAGUGGGGGAGAGAAUGCAAAGAAAGAGGUGAAGAAGAAUGCUUCGGAUGGGAAUCGGGCUAGUGAUGUUGAGAGUGAGUUGCAGAAAGCUAUUAGGGCUGCUUCUUCAACGUGA
Molecule: messenger RNA, 1074 nt
Organism: Nicotiana tabacum (common tobacco)
Lineage: Eukaryota; Viridiplantae; Streptophyta; Magnoliopsida; Solanales; Solanaceae
Source: RefSeq, a predicted model, not a curated record